Gorilla gorilla gorilla (western lowland gorilla) is the source of this 6156-nucleotide messenger RNA. RefSeq names its product beta-1,4-mannosyl-glycoprotein 4-beta-N-acetylglucosaminyltransferase (gene MGAT3). The coding region runs from base 1311 to 2912 and encodes 533 amino acids. Gene Ontology annotation, biological process: N-acetylglucosamine metabolic process. NCBI's taxonomy places the organism in Eukaryota, Metazoa, Chordata, Mammalia, Primates, Hominidae. The transcript is spliced from 3 exons. Gene Ontology annotation, molecular function: beta-1,4-mannosylglycoprotein 4-beta-N-acetylglucosaminyltransferase activity. Gene Ontology annotation, cellular component: membrane. The record is from RefSeq and is a predicted model, not a curated record.
GCCCGUCCGCUCGCCGGGCCCCCGCCGCCGCCCCGGGGUGCAGCCGAGCGGCCGCGCCGGGCCCCCGGGACGGGGUGGAAGUGGGGGUGGGGGGAGGGGAUCGGGGCCGGGCCGGGGCCGCGCUGCCUGCGAUGCCGGGCGCCCGCCGCAGCCGCAGCCGCAGCCGCUGCCGCCGGAGCCCGGGAUGGGGCGAGAGGCUGCGGCGGACGCCAGCAUCUCCCCGCCGGGGACCCCGGGGGCCGCGGAGCCGCCGCCGCCGCUGCUGCCGCCGUUGCUGAGACCCAGCGGGCGAUGGCUGUGUGUGGCUGAGCAAGUCACUUAACCUCUUGAGGCCUCCACGUCCUCAUCUGCAAAAUGGAGACACACAUAGCUGCGUCCCCGAUGACCACCAGUAGCUGGGAUGAUACGUCGACUGCAGAGUGACCACUUUGUGUAGGCGUCCCUGUGGAUGGGUGUCAGUCAAAGGAGUGAGUCAGAUGAUGAGAGGGGAGGACAGCAGAGCAGCAGUUGUUUCUCCAGUCUCGCCGGGACUCCAGGAUCGGCCAUGUUCUGCAGCCACCGCCUCUACCUGUCUCCCCAUGUGGGAUCCUGAAACCUCAAGCUGCAUUUAGUCUCAGAGUCCGGGGAGGUGCUCACUGUCUUCUGACUCCUGAGAUGCCGACUCCCUCUGCCAUACCCCAGGGAAGGAACCAGUAGCAGAAGCUCCAGGGAAACUGAUGAAGGUCAACAGAAGGAAGAACUUCUAGCAGCCCAAAGGGAUUGGAAUGGGCAGCCUGUGGGAAUGGACAUGCAGAGGCACUGGCCUGGGGUGAAGCCUUGGACCAAAUUCUUACUUGCAGGCCCUCUGGACCCAGGAGAGGAGUCUGCAGGCCUCGGCUGGGCCGGAUUCCGCAGAUUCUGGCCUUAGGUCCUGAAUGCCUGGUGAGUUACUGAGAAAGGCCCUGCAGGCUGAGGGUGCCAGUGAGGGUGAAGCAGCCCCCCAGUUGGCCCACCUCCUUUUGUACCUUAACAAAGGUGUCUUUGUUACCUUUCUUAAAGGUAAUAAAGCCGGUCAGGACCAAGGCCUGGCAUAUUCAGGUGGUCAUCUGUAUUUGGUCGUCCAGCGGAAACCCAAAUGGAAGGAAAGAAAAAAAAAACCAUGCAUUUAUAGAACCUCUGCCAAUGGCCAGGCUCCAUGCAGAAUGCUUUGACACCAUGGCUCAGCCAGGUCUCCCACAGGACUGCAAAACAGAGGGUGACAUCUUUCUUUUAGAUCGGAGAAGACUGAGGACCAGAGAACCUAAGUAACCUGCCAAAGGGCACACAGCAAGAUGAAGAUGAGACGCUACAAGCUCUUUCUCAUGUUCUGUAUGGCCGGCCUGUGCCUCAUCUCCUUCCUGCACUUCUUCAAGACCCUGUCCUAUGUCACCUUCCCCCGAGAACUGGCCUCCCUCAGCCCUAACCUGGUGUCCAGCUUCUUCUGGAACAAUGCCCCGGUCACGCCCCAGGCCAGCCCCGAGCCAGGAGGCCCUGACCUGCUGCGUACCCCACUCUACUCCCACUCGCCCCUGCUGCAGCCGCUGCCGCCCAGCAAGGCGGCCGAGGAGCUCCACCGGGUGGACUUGGUGCUGCCCGAGGACACCACCGAGUAUUUCGUGCGCACCAAGGCCGGCGGCGUCUGCUUCAAACCCGGCACCAAGAUGCUGGAGAGGCCGCCCCCAGGACGGCCGGAGGAGAAGCCCGAGGGGGCCAACGGCUCCUCGGCCCGGCGGCCACCCCGGUACCUGCUGAGCGCCCGGGAGCGCACGGGGGGCCGGGGCGCGCGGCGCAAGUGGGUGGAGUGCGUGUGCCUGCCCGGCUGGCACGGACCCAGCUGCGGCGUGCCCACCGUGGUGCAGUACUCCAACCUGCCCACCAAGGAGCGGCUGGUGCCCAGGGAGGUGCCGCGCCGCGUCAUCAACGCCAUCAACGUCAACCACGAGUUCGACCUGCUGGACGUGCGCUUCCACGAGCUGGGCGACGUGGUGGACGCCUUUGUGGUGUGCGAGUCCAACUUCACGGCUUACGGGGAGCCGCGGCCGCUCAAGUUCCGGGAGAUGCUGACCAAUGGCACCUUCGAGUACAUCCGCCACAAGGUGCUCUAUGUCUUCCUGGACCACUUCCCGCCCGGCGGCCGGCAGGACGGCUGGAUCGCCGACGACUACCUGCGCACCUUCCUCACCCAGGACGGCGUCUCGCGGCUGCGCAACCUGCGGCCCGACGACGUCUUCAUCAUUGACGAUGCGGACGAGAUCCCGGCUCGUGACGGCGUCCUUUUCCUCAAGCUCUACGAUGGCUGGACCGAGCCCUUCGCCUUCCACAUGCGCAAGUCGCUCUACGGCUUCUUCUGGAAGCAGCCGGGCACCCUGGAAGUGGUGUCGGGCUGCACGGUGGACAUGCUGCAGGCAGUGUAUGGGCUGGACGGCAUCCGCCUGCGCCGCCGCCAGUACUACACCAUGCCCAACUUCAGACAGUAUGAGAACCGCACCGGCCACAUCCUGGUGCAGUGGUCGCUGGGCAGCCCCCUGCACUUCGCCGGCUGGCACUGCUCCUGGUGCUUCACGCCCGAGGGCAUCUACUUCAAGCUCGUGUCUGCCCAGAAUGGCGACUUCCCACGCUGGGGUGACUACGAGGACAAGCGGGACCUGAACUACAUCCGCGGCCUGAUCCGCACCGGGGGCUGGUUCGACGGCACGCAGCAGGAGUACCCGCCUGCAGACCCCAGCGAGCACAUGUAUGCGCCCAAGUACCUGCUGAAGAACUACGACCGGUUCCACUACCUGCUGGACAACCCCUACCAGGAGCCCAGGAGCACGGCGGCGGGCGGGCGGCGCCACAGGGGUCCCGAGGGAAGGCUGCCCGCCCGGGGCAAACUGGACGAGACGGAAGUCUAGAGCUGCAUGAUCUGAUAGGGUUUGUGGCAGGGCCGGGGUGGCGGCGGCCCCUAGCGCUAUCUCCCUGCCUCCUGCCGGCUCCGUGGUUCUUGAGGGGACCAGGAGUGGGUGGGGAGUGGGGGUGGGGGUAGGGUUUCCCUACUGAAGCCCUUGUGAAUCAAGGGUCAGGCCUUUGAGCUCAGAAAAUAUCCCUCCUGUUGGGAGAGGGCGCAGGCCAUGACGUCUGGGUGGCCCUUAUGACUGCCAAGACUGCUGUGGCCAGGAGGUGCCACUGGAGUGUGCGUGGUGGUCCCUGGGUAGCGGGGGAGGGUAGGCAGGAUUGGGGAAGAGAGCCUGCAGAAUCUCACCAGGCAGCCUCUGGGGGGGUGGCCAGGCCGGGAAAAAGCCCACCAUUUGGCAUCCCUGGGCCUUGGGCUCGGUGUGGGAGACCGGCCUGCCAGGAGGACCCAGGGCUCUGUAAGUAGAUGCAUUUGGGUCCAGGAGGAAGCGUGGACACCUGGCAGGGAAGAGAUGAAAAAGCCACAUCCUACCAAGAGGAGGUGCUGAGGGAUGCUUUGCAGUGUAGUCAGAAGUGCUGGGCCAGAUGGAGACAGAACUCCACCCCCUGCCGCAAAGGACAGGACCUGGCUGCCCUGGGAUGCUGGUGCCUGAGUCUGUCUCUGUGCACCCCUCAGGCUGUCGUGAGCCAACACAGGGGCCUGGAGAACCCUGAGGAGCUUUCCUUUUGGUUCUAAACCCGGCGUUGACGUUCCUUCUCCCUUUCACAUUGCUGUCUUGUGGACUGUGCACUCAGUCCUUGCAAGGCCAAGAGUCCAGUUGUAGGUGUGGCCUUGAGGGGGAAGUGGGGAGAAGACUGACAUGAGUCCUCUGCACGGAUCCGUCUCUCCCUCCCCAUCAUCCCUUACUUCUGACAUCCAGUCCCAGCUGUCCACUGUCCCAGGUGCAGUCACUGUUGUGCCCCUCCUUGGGGCAGGCUGGCUGGGGGCCAGAAAGGGGCCAUGAGGCUGUCUUGGGCCCAAAAAGGGACAAUAAGGCCAGUUGUAUGCUUCCUGUUCCUCAUAGCUUGCCUUGGUGGGGAUGUCCUUGUUGGAGGUGAUUCUGAGCUGCUGUGAUUAGGAGACCCUGAAAUACAGUGGUUUAAGCAAGACGGAAGCUUGUUUCUAAUUAGUCUAGAUUGAGAUGGCCCAGAGCUGGCAGGGCAGCUCUGCGUUUCUUCAUACGCACCUUCCAAUUCUGGGUACACAACGGCUGCUCCAGCGCCCACCCUCCUGUGUGCAUCCAAGCCUGGGGGAAGCAGAAAUAGACAAGAGGGCACACCCACUUUUUGCUAAAGGCAUGAGCCAGAAUUGGCAGGCUCACCUCUGCUGGCCUCUCAUUGGCUGGGACUCAGUCACAUGGCCACAAGCUGCUGCUAGGGAACCUGGGAAGUGUAGUCUUCAGCGGGGCCGCCAUGUGCCUGGCCUAACCUUGGGAGUUAUCUUAUUGAUGGAGGAGAAGAGAAUGGAUAUGGGGGACCAGUAGCAUCUCUGGGAGAGGGGGAGGGAGCAGCAAUAACUCAGUCGUCGGAUCCAGCUCUCAUUGUCAGAGUUUCCGGAACAGCUUGCUCCUGUUUCCCUCACUGUGCAGCCCAGGGCUGGGGGCAGUGAGGAGCUUGCAGCUCUGUGGGAAGGGGAAACACCCCCUCCCCUCAGCCCCUCAGACGCUACCCAAUGAUGCCGGUUUGCAGAGUUGGCCUGUGGAAUGGCUCAUGUUUGUGCGUGUGUGUGUGUGUAUAUUUAUGGGCAUGGGUGCAUGCUUGGUGUGUAUUUGUACAUGUCUGUAUUGCUGUGUCCCUGUAAAUACAUGCUUGUGUAUGGAUGGAAGAGGCCAGGCCCAGGCCUGGCCUCUUCCUUGGGCCUGUGGCCACACCUCCUGCAGCUCCCCAAAAUGACUGAGGCAGAAAGCCCUUGGGGAGCCUAGAAAGCAAAGCUAAAGGGGAUGCAGGGUCUGUCUGUCUGUCUGUCUUUCAGUCUGAGGAAUGAGAAUCCUGACCUGAGGGCUGUGCAGCUGACAGCCCACUACCUCCCCAGCCCCUCUCGGCCCCAGCCGCAUCAUCCCACCCGUCCCCUCCCCCCACCUCCAGUGGGGCUUUCUCCAGAUGUCUUAUGGUUGGGGGUUUCCUGAUGGGCCAGGAGAGGAGGGCAUCUUCUUGUGACAGCUCUGUCUGGGUUAAGUGCCCAGUGAGGGCAUGGUGUGGGGAGCUGGCCUCAGAGGAGCCACUGGUGGGCAAGCGUGAAGUGGGCUGAGGGGCUCUGAGCCACUUUGCUCCCAUCUAGGGGACUGCCCCCCAUGGAACUCCUUUGAAGUCACAGCAGCCUUCCUUUCUGUUUGCUCUUGGGGCUGAGAGGUGGCUCAAAUACUCGGGGUCCCUAUGGCUCUGGGUCAAUCUAGGCCAGGCUGCACCCCAUGGACAGGGAGCCUCAGGGCUCCUGAUGAUGCCCAGGCCCUGGCCUGGGGCCUCCCUCCUUGGCAGCUUUCUCACCCCCACGCCCCUGGCAUCCUCAGUUGCUAUGGGAUGCCCCUCCAGGGCACCGGCUCAGGGCUAAGGGAAGGAAGAUAGGAGCAGCUCAGAGCUGCCAGGCUCUGCCUUCCUCACAGACCUGGUGGGGCAGGGCCUGUUCACAGCAGCAGGAGUGAAGGCCUGGCCAUCGGUGGAGAGAACAGCUGUCAGAGGGGUGGGGGCCAGGGCGCGGGAUUGAAGAGUUUCACAUAUCAUCACAGCAUACACUGGGAAUUUGGUGGGGGCAGAAGAACCCAGGGCCACUCCCUCAAUAUGAAGGGAAACCAAGCUGAAUGUGACCACCGGCACACUGCUGCCAUGUCCCAUGUCCACGUUUCUCCCCGGGAAUAACUGGCCCUGAGACCCCUAGACCCAAGGAGGCCUGUCCAUGCCAAGCAUCCAAGAAGCAUGGCUGGCCUUGUCCACCCAUGGGUCACGUCGGUUCCCAGGGGCAGCAUGGGAGAGCUUUGGGGGCAACAGGGAGCGUCUGGGUGGGGAGACAGGACUUGUCCAGGCAGAAGGCAGGACCCUGGGAAAUGCAUAAUGUAAGGACAUCAAUAAUAGUAUUAUUUUUUUUGUAAGGGAAAAUCAAUAUGUACAUUCUGAAAUCAUUUUCUCUGUAAAUGGUUGGAUUUCAUUUCACCCUUAAAGGGAUGCUUAAAGGAGAAGAUAAUAUUAAUAAUAAAAACAGCUACAAAGUCUGAA